This is a messenger RNA of Hymenoscyphus albidus, 900 nucleotides long. Lineage: Eukaryota; Fungi; Ascomycota; Leotiomycetes; Helotiales; Helotiaceae. The record is from the annotation of a GenBank genome assembly.
AUGUUGUUUCCCAACAUCCUUGCCGUUGCGGCGGCUGUCGCCACUCUGGUCUCCGCAAUACCUGCAGCCACCGACGGCAACCUUGCGCCUGAAGUUAUUGCCGAAUCUCUUUUGAAGAGAGGACUAGGACGACCAACACCGUUCCGUCUGUACAAGGCAGACGGAAAGAGGCCUAGAGAACCAUCUCCAUCGCCUCCACGUCCACGUCCUCGACCAGCACCUGGCAAACGUGAACGUAAACGUCAAGUUCUUGCUGAAUCCCUUGACAAGAGAGGAGUAGGACUGAGACCUUUCCGUAAGGUGCGUCUAAGCAAGGCAGACGGAAAGAGGCCUAGACCUGGGCCAGAUGUAUCACCACCACUCAGUCCCCGCCUGCGGCCAGAUGUUCCCGAAUCUCUUUUGAAGAGAGGACUACGAGUAGGAAGACCAAAAGCCUCCGGUCCACACCGUGGUAACUCGGACGAUCCGUGGUGGGCGCCACCACCACCACCGCCAAUACCCACGGUACCUGAUCGCAAAGGUCCGAUCGGUCGUAGUCGCAAAGGUCCUAAUCGCAAGCGUAAUUUUAUUGCCAAUGAAUCCCUUGAGAAGAGAGCGACCAAUUUUGGUGCCCUCAAACUCGGCUCACAACGUCCACACCCUUCGGUUGCACACCCCUCGAACCAAAAACCUCCAACCCCUGGUGGCUUCAACCUUGAUAUCUUCCACACAUUGAUGAACAACCCCAAGGCUUUCCACGAUGCUAAACUUCCCAAGAGUCCCAAUGGCCCCAAGGGUCCCACCCAGAAGCGUGACGUCUCCGAAUCCGUCGAGAAGGAUUCAGAUCUUGAAAGCGAUCUCGAAAGUGACUACGAAAGCGACCCAGAAGACAUCGGAGAUGAUUUCGAGCCAAACGAGUAA